Messenger RNA from Ipomoea triloba (trilobed morning glory), 2025 nucleotides. RefSeq lists its product as uncharacterized. The coding region runs from base 866 to 1798 and encodes 310 amino acids. The record is from RefSeq and is a predicted model, not a curated record. The transcript is spliced from 4 exons. Lineage: Eukaryota; Viridiplantae; Streptophyta; Magnoliopsida; Solanales; Convolvulaceae.
UCAGAAAGCACCCACUCUCUUUCUCUCUCUCUAUUCUCUCUCUCAUGGCUGCUUUUUCAGCAUGUUGAUGAGUUUUUUUCUCUCUCACUAAAAACUCUUAUCUUUACCGUCCAGCCCUGUCUGCCCAAAACGGCCGAACCCCUAAAAAGCAAGAAAAACCCAAUCUUUACCAUGUAGCAGAGGCCAAGAAUUCAAGAAGGAAGAGAAGACUGUAGAAACUGCACAAAACCCAUCAAAAUCAAAGAAAGAGUCCACCCCCCUCUGUAAUGGCCCAGCUGGACCAAGAUUUGUGUGAGAAGAAAGAAAGAAAAACAAAAAAGAAACCAUGGGGAAUCAAGAGAGAGAAAGAGAGAGAGAGAGGUGUCUUCAAAUGUCCUCCAACCAAACCCACCUCAUAGACCUCAAAACCAAAAAUUUUGUUGGGGGGGAGAGAGUGAGAAACAAGAGAUGUUGCCACAAAUACCCUUCUGCUGCUACAAGGGAAAAAUUCCCCCCAUCUUCAUCAUCAUCAUCAUCAUCCAUCACCCCCCACCUUUGCAGCCUCUUCCAAAACAACAAUCAAUGUUUUAUAUUCUUAAAUAUUUUCACACCCGAUAUAUGUGGGCUUUUUGGGCUUUGUCUUGGUCAGAGCUUUCUUUCUUUCUUUCACAGAGAAAACAGGAAAGCUCUAAAGAACCUUCUCACCACCUCCUCCUCACACCUUCCCUCCCUUAUCUCUCUGUCUUUUCCUUUCUUUCUCCAUACCCUCAUUAUUUCUCUCCUCUACGCCUCUCUUUUCUUUUUUAUCCUUUUCUCCUCCUUCUCUCUACCCCCUCUUUUUUCUCUCUCUCUCUAUCUCCCUCUCUCUUGAUUCUCUCGCGAUCUGAUGUCUAAGAAGAUGAAAAGGGCUUCCAUGGAAUCGCCCAGUUUUGGUGGGUAUGAGGAUGCCAAGGCCAGGAUGAAGCACCAGGCUCUCUUCCAGGACUUUCAAGAACUGCAAAGGGAAACAAAUGGCAUCAAAGACAAGUUGGAGGAUGCGAAAAAGCGGAAGAUGAUAUUACUUGCUGAAGUUCGCUGUGUAAUGGCGGUUUUACUUUGCAGCUUCUUACGUCGGAGGCACAAAUACCUCUUGCAAGCGAAGUCUAUGGAGAGCCAGCAAGAGCACAAGCUAGCACAACAUCCAAACUUAGAAAUCUAUCCUAAAACCGGGGCGAAGGGCACGAGGCCAAACAAGAAGGAUGCUGCCCCGCGCAAGUUGCCACCGCUACCUGGCCCGAAACAGAAGGGAAGAAUGUUGAAGGAAACUGCUCCUCAAGAUGUAUUUCCACCUCCCACCGGUGCGAAGCAUAAGCGGCAAAAGACACACAACGGGACGGAAGCUGUUAUGCGUUUGAGUUCCGUUUCUGAUGCUAAUCACCAUUCCAGGGGUUAUAGCGGGAAGGAUGCGGGCUUUGAGAAGCCUAAACAAGCUAUUGAUUUGAACCAAAACGAAAGAUUGUUUGGCGGAAACAGUGCUGUUAUGAUGGGCUGCACAACCCCACUGUUCGAUUUAAACGAGAGUAGUCAUUGCGGGAAAGAAGUCUCGCCACCAUCUCGAGCUCCCGCGUUUGAUUUGAACGUGAUCUCGACCGAGGAAGAAUCGAGGUGGAACAUUGAUCCAACGUUACCAGAGGAGCUCGAAAAAAGCAUGACAAGAGGCCUAAACGAAGACCAACACAACGACUUGAGGAUAUCCCUAUGUAGAAAUGCCGGGGAAGGCUCGUCUCGAGCUAGGAAGCCGAAAAUAUCAUGGCAAGACCCCGUUGCCCUCCGCGUUUGAUCCUCUAUCCUUCAACUGCCAUAACAUGAAUCGUGCUAGAAAAGCUCUUCCUCGGGCCCUCCCUCGCGUACAGUCCCGCGUUUUCCAUCAGAAAGGACAAGUAGAGAGAUAUAUAUAUUAUGAUAUGAUAUGAUGUUUGGUAUAUGCAAUAUCUUGAUUAUUGGUAGAAACAGAUACACUAUAGUUUCUGCUUUAGAUUAAAUGGAAAUAUUAAUUUUUUUUUCCUA